AUGGUCCCGUUGUUUGACCAAGCUGAUAUUAGUAUCGGCAUUAUACUGCAGGACACCGACUAUGCUUCCAUCUCUAUAGCAUGUCUUUGGGUUUACGACUUUGCUCUCACCCUCGAUAAAGAUGAAUUUUACAGCCUGGACUUUCCCUUAAGUUCAAUUCAAAAAUCUCAGUCCUGCACAGCCUUGUUUGCAUUUAACUCAUAUGUUGGAGGAAUCAUACUGUUCUGUGCAGAAUCACUCUUCAUGCGGAGGGUUUGGGCAGUAAUGGGACGCGGAUUGCUAACAAUGUGUUGCAACCUUGUGCUCUUCCUGGUCCCAGUGAUGGUGACUCUUACAUUAUCCAACUCUUCCUCCACAAUCAUACAGUCACCUAUUCCAAAAGUCACAAGUUGCUACGGCAGCAAGCAGGGUCGCAUUGUCAUCUUAGCCUACGUUUUGCUCGUCGUCGCAGAAAUAGAAACCCUUAGUUUAAUGUUAUACCACUCGUGGAAGCUUUAUAGUAGACAACAUGGAAACGAUAUACCUCUUGUGCGGGUCCUGGUCAGACAUAACAUAUUUUACUUUGCCUGUGGGCUUGUAUUUUCCACCACAGUCGUGGUCGUCGUGGUCACUCUUCCCGCAUCGUACGGAGAUGUGUCAUCAACUUUACAGUUCGUGAUGCACGGAAUACUGGCGACAUGCAUGCACCGCGAACUGUACAACACAGCUAAUCACAUUGAAGAGACUUCCACCGGGAAUGUGUCCCUACCUCUCGUUUUUGCACCAGCUUCGUCGGAGAUGCAACCUAGGUCCUCCUCUUUAUCCUAG
Suillus subalutaceus is the source of this 807-nucleotide messenger RNA. RefSeq lists its product as uncharacterized. Bases 1 to 807 code for a protein of 268 amino acids. The transcript is spliced from 14 exons. Lineage: Eukaryota; Fungi; Basidiomycota; Agaricomycetes; Boletales; Suillaceae. The record is from RefSeq and is a predicted model, not a curated record.